AUGACUGAUAAAGGCAUUGAUUUUCAAGUGAAGAGCUUGGUUGUAGACAAAACCCGCGUGGCAUUACAGUUGUGGGACACUGCAGGGCAAGAAAGGUUUCGCAGUAUAACCAAGCAGUAUUUCCGCAAAGCUGAUGGUGUGCUGGUGGUGUAUGAUGUCACAUCCGAGACUUCAUUCACUGCUGUCAGGAACUGGAUGAUAAGUGUUCAGGAAGGAAUGGAUGAGAGGGCAGCUAUUUGUCUACUUGGCAACAAGGUAGAUGCUGUAGACUGUGAACCACGACAGGUGUCCAAAACAGAAGGUGAAAGGUUAGCAGAGGAGUAUAAUGCAGUAUUCUACGAAUGCAGUGCCAAAUCAGGGUACAAUGUAAUGGAACCACUGAUGCAUGUGGCAAGAUUGCUGAGUGAACAGGAAGACAAACAGAGAGAGGAUGCUUUGCACUUAGAUGAUGACUGUAGCAAGAAAAAAGGUUGCUGCAAAUGAAAAUGAACAAAGGUCCAUUCGCCACUGUCAUGAGAGCUGAGAGAAGAUGGGUAACUUGAAUAAACUGACGGCUUCACUAGACAUUCCUGAGCUAUAGGAACGUGCCCUUAGUGUUUUACCAUAUUUGCCUUUAGAACCAUUUUUGCCUUUGAACAUAGAUGUAUUUUUGUCAUUGCUAUGUGUUGUGCUGCUGUGUCCCAUUUGUUACACCAAUUUAUACUUUGUGCAGCACACUGGCAAAAAAGCCGAUAACAGAUUUCAUAUGGCAUUCCUUUAGAAUCAACAUGGAUGUAUAUUGCAAUGAGAUAAUAGAAUUUGUAAUGUAUUCCUGUGCUUGAUAUUUGAAAUAGCAUUUAGCAAUGAAUGAACCAGUUUCUGUUGUAUAUGGCAGACAUUUUUUUUUCACAGUAUAAUAGUAUACAAGCAGCAUCCAUUAAUGAUGCCUAUAGUAUAUCCAUAGGGUCAAGUAUGCAGCCAAGUAGAAUAUACCUUUUAAAAGAGACAAUAUUUCUAGUGACUGAAACUGCAUAGAAUUAACAAUGUGAAAUAUUUAUUAAUCUCACUUGAAGUCUUUGGAGACUCCAGAACACUGCCAUAUGAGCUCCCACCAACACUAAUUGUCAAUUACCUUGUCCAUGUAAUGGCCAUUCUGUUCUAACUUUGUUGAAAUUGAAUUUAUAGGCAAGGUUAGUGUUCCAUCCCAUGUAGCUCUAAGAAACCUGGACCUUUUUAAAAUUACUUAUUAAAAAUGCUGUACCAAAGAUAAUUUAAAUAUCCAGCAGCAGGUCAAUAUCCUUUUUUUAAAAAAAUUACACUUUCCUGAAGGUGUCUCACAAUAUCAGUAUUGAAUAUUCAAUUAUCCUCAUGAACAAGUGCCACUUCAGAAUGAAAGCAACCCAGGUUUGACAGUGGUUGUAAUUUAAAGACAACUGGUCCAUCAGAGUGAAUAUUAAAUAUUGCUAAGAGAAACAGGAUGUCAAUGCUUUUCACCUUGCAUUUAUCAAAGCCAAUUCCAACAAUGUCAAAUUUCAAAUGAUCAGAACAAUCUAUCCCCUCAGAGUAAUUACUAUGAAAGGCAAAAUGGUCAUUGUAUAUGGACAGAAUUGGUGAUGCCACGUUACCACAACACAGCCGCCUUUGCCAAAAUGUGUUUGCGCAAGUAUGUACCGUGGAGUCUUUUAAAUUAUGUUUGCCGUGAUGACUUUUCCCUUCACUUAAAAAUAUGGUUUCCCGCUCUGUGACAAGGACACCCAUUACAUUGCCAGAGCAUUUUCAAAGAUUUUACAAUGAUUUCCAAGCCUUUCGGGGUUUUCCCCCUUUGAGAUCAGAUUGCACAUUGAUUUUUGAUCAAACUCUAUCUGACCAGAAAUGACUCUCAAAUGAGCACACCACAGUAUGAAGCUGACCCAUUUCCAAUUAGUAUUUACAGCAAAUGGGACAUUGCAAAAUGUUUUAGUAAAAUCAGGAAAAUAUUUCUUUGCACAAACCAACUUUCUCAGAACUUCUAUCAAAGUUCUAAAUAUUGUAAUGAAACAUUUUUAAGAAUGAUCAAAGCAGGCGGUGUUGAUUUCAGUGAGCAACUCAGGAGUUGAACUCUGUUCCAGGCAACUGAUGUUUCAAUGCCAAACUGUGUUUGAGUGGGCUAUAGUGCUGUGCCACCUAGUGGUGGCAUUCACAAUACGUGUGGCUCAAUCCGACAGACAAAAUCCAUGAUCAGACUGCAAGUUGAGUCUGAUUGAACAAAGCAUUGAAAUGGAGAAAGCUAUGGGUUCCCCAUGUUCCUAGGUAAUUCAAAUAUGGAACAAAGCUUGAAUAUUUUUCCUCUGCUUUGCAGGGUCCCUGCUUAUUAAUGUGUAUUAUUUCUAGCAAAUAUAAAUUAACUAUAAUAUGAGCCUGACAUGAUCUUAAAUUGGUUGUUAAUACAGCUGUUGGUGCACAAUUAGGAUUGUUCAGUAAGUGC
This is a messenger RNA of Chiloscyllium plagiosum (whitespotted bambooshark), 2443 nucleotides long. The record is from RefSeq and is a predicted model, not a curated record. NCBI's taxonomy places the organism in Eukaryota, Metazoa, Chordata, Chondrichthyes, Orectolobiformes, Hemiscylliidae.